AUGAGUCAGGAGCGAGCCAUGACAGCCGUCUUGAUGCAACGGAAGCCCUUCCGCCGUCAGAUGCUCGAUCACAUUAUCGCCAAGUUCGUUGGGAAGGUCGAGGAGGAGACUGGCAGCGGCUCCGUCAUUAUGCCAUCGCCGCCGCUGCUCCUUCGAGGAAACGACGAAAGAGCUGACUUCAUUCGCUUCCUCCGCCUCCUGCACGGGCUCGUUCAAGCGGAUCCUAAAGCUCGAGACCUCGCGAUGCGAUCAGUGUACUUCCUCGAGGACAAGGAGUCGACCGACCGACCGGUUCCGGCGUCGUAUUCGGCUGGUUCUUUAUGUCAAGGACAACGCACUUUGUUCACCGACAUCAAGGCCCGCUCAACCAUGACCACCGGGUCAGUGACCGAAGAACAAGCCAGAACCGACAUCGUCAAUCUCCUCGCAUACCCCGUCCUUACGCUUCCGUUCCUGCCAGAGGAGCUCGACAUUUGGUACGAGAGGCGCAAAGAAUUCUUUGGACAAAUGCUGGAUGUCAUCAACGGUAGCAUCGGAGAGAGCAUGGUCCUCAUCUGUAACAGGACAAUGGCGGCUCGCGAUGACGCCACGCCUCGACUGGAUCCACGACACUGGAAUGACCCGAUGAAGGCUGCGUUCUUCCAGUCGCUUGGACUCGCGCACAGCCUCAGACACCAUAUGAUUCUACUUGCUUUGCCAAGCAUCCCAUACGACAUGACCCUGUGGUACAAGGACCACGAGGAGUUCCUCGGACUGAUCUUUUCGACUCUUACUGCCAGCAUCUUCGAAUCCAUCAAGGACUUUGCAACAGACAAGCGCUGGACUCGCCACAAUGUGCUGCCGGUGGUUGACGAUAUGAUAGCGAUGAGUUCAUCAUCGGACACGUUCACCGGAAUCCGCUGCAUUCAGCUUCCCCAGUACGAACCCAAUUCGACUGGCCCGGCAGCGUGUUCUGCGGAUCAGAUCCGUGACGAGCAACCUCAACCCGCGACGAAGGAAGCCGUGCCAAGACAGUCCACUCUGAAAUCAACUUCCCCAAGCACCACCACCAACAUGUCGAACAACAUCGGAACCGCUCGUCCAUUGACCGAAGAGCAAGCCAUGUCGGAUCUUCACAUCCUCCUCUCCCUUCCGACUCUGCCAACCCUGAACAGCUGGUGCGACUACUACAAGGAGUUCUACUGGGUCCUGCUCCACGAAACCUUUCAAGUUGCCCUGGCAGGAGUUGAGCCUGCUGCCGCCGCCGAAACACUGAUCAGCCUGAUGCGUUUGAAAGAAGAAGGCGAGGAAUCGAAGAAGAAGUAUCUCUUAGAUGCCAUUUGGGUAGCUCACCGCGCCAAGAAUGAUGUGCCCGGCGCUGAUCCGUUCCGUCCUCGGAUGGCGCCAACGGAGUCCUGA
This is a messenger RNA of Zymoseptoria tritici IPO323, 1398 nucleotides long. RefSeq lists its product as uncharacterized. NCBI's taxonomy places the organism in Eukaryota, Fungi, Ascomycota, Dothideomycetes, Mycosphaerellales, Mycosphaerellaceae. The transcript has 9 exons. The record is from RefSeq and is a predicted model, not a curated record. The coding region runs from base 1 to 1398 and encodes 465 amino acids.